AUGAACAUGUGGGAUUCAAUCUUCAAAUUCGAGGCUACAACCGGAGGAAUAUAUUGGGCUGAGAAUACACUGAUGCAAUCUCCUACGGUUGGACAGACUGUUCAAGGAUUCCAGAGCAUUGAAUCUCUUGAACAGAACGAGCAAGCAACCGAAGUAAUUGUUAAAAAGCUCCUCGCUCCGCUUCCAAAUCCAAACAGCCCCAUAAUAUGUAUAGGCGUUAACUACAGAGAUCAUGCUCGUGAAGCAAAAAUUCAAGUCCCGGAGUACCCAGUGAUGUGGUACAAACCACCAACCGCAUUAUCAAAUCCAGACGAAGGAAUUGAAGUUCCCCAAUUCCUCUUCGAUUCAUUUCUUGACUACGAGGGUGAGCUUGUGAUCGUUACUUCGAAAACAGUCAAGAACAUCGCUCCUCCCAAAGCCAAGGAGUGCAUUCUUGGGUACACAAUUGGAAAUGACUUAUCUGCAAGAGCAUACCAAAGCACAAAAGCUGGUGGUGGGCAAUACACAUACGCCAAAUCAUUCGACAAGUUCGCUCCUAUUGGGCCAGUGUUGCUUCGCCCGAAGCAAUUUGAUUUACAGUGCUGUCGUAUUGAGACUCGGGUGAACGGAAAUGUCAUGCAAUCUAGCAAGUUUGACUUCCUACAUAGUCCAGAGAAUCUCAUAAGCUUCUUGAGCAAAGGCACCACAAUCCCAGCCGGUACGGCCAUCAUGACAGGAACACCUGCUGGAGUGGGUGUCUUCAGAAAGCCUCCAUGCCAACUUAAAAGGGGAGAUGUUGUUGAAGUAGAAGUACAGCCUAUUGGUGUUCUUCGUAAUGAGAUUGUGCUUGAGGCUCAAGCCAGGACGGUUAUAUAA
Molecule: messenger RNA, 855 nt
Organism: Verruconis gallopava
Lineage: Eukaryota; Fungi; Ascomycota; Dothideomycetes; Venturiales; Sympoventuriaceae
Exons: 3
Coding region: 1-855 (284 amino acids)
Molecular function (GO): acetylpyruvate hydrolase activity
Source: RefSeq, a predicted model, not a curated record